Molecule: messenger RNA, 880 nt
Organism: Ceratitis capitata (Mediterranean fruit fly)
Lineage: Eukaryota; Metazoa; Arthropoda; Insecta; Diptera; Tephritidae
Gene: eIF3k
Product: eukaryotic translation initiation factor 3 subunit K
Exons: 3
Coding region: 113-778 (221 amino acids)
Biological process (GO): regulation of translational initiation
Cellular component (GO): cytoplasm; eukaryotic translation initiation factor 3 complex
Molecular function (GO): translation initiation factor activity; ribosome binding
Source: RefSeq, a predicted model, not a curated record
UUUGUUCUCUUUUCUAUCAAGCAACGUCAAGUUGUGAGUUGUGUUUGCGUCGCGCUGCUGGACUAAUAAAUUUCUAUAUUAAUUAUACAAGGAAACAUUAAAUUAAAACAAAAUGUCUCAUAUGGUUAAAAUGGAAAAUGGUCAAAGCCAAACGAUUCAAGAGAUGCUGGGUUGCAUUGAACGGUAUAAUCCGGAUCAUUUGAAAACAUUGGAAGCUUAUGUAGAGGAUCAAGCUAAGAAUAACACCUACGACUUGGAGGCAAAUCUCGCAGUGCUGAAGCUAUACCAAUUCAACCCACACAUGCUUAACUACGAUAUCACAUAUACAAUUCUAUUGAAGUGCUUGACAAACCUGCCACAUACAGAUUUUGUUAUGGCCAAAUGUUUAUUAUUACCCCAACAAAUGAAGGAUGGCACCGUACAGACCAUCAUCGAUUUGGCUGAUAUAUUAGAGCGUACAGAUUUUACUUUAUUCUGGCAACGUGCCGAAGUAAACCGUUCAAUGUUUCGUCAUAUUGCUGGUUUCCACGAUUCCAUACGUAAAUUUGUAUGCCAUGUUGUUGGCAUUACUUUCCAAAAUAUCAGAAAAGAUCUACUAAAAGAACUUUUGGGUGGCAUUGAAGAUUCUACACUUGAUCAAUGGAUGAAGAAAUAUGGUUGGAAACAUCAAGGCAAUUUGGUCAUCAUUGCUGUCCAAGAUGAGAAGAUUAAAACGAAAAAUAUUACGGAAAAAAUUGAAUUCGAUAACUUGGGUGGCUUAAUGGCCCAAUGCUUGUAAAUUAACUGUAUUUACAUGUUUACCAAACACGGGUUUAUGAACACAGCAUAGAAAUCUAAGCUGGAAAGAAAAUAAAAUCUAAUAUAUUUUUAAAUAACAAUA